GAUAGUCUUCGCAAUCGCACUGGCUGACCACAGAGGAAAGGAAUCAAGUUUUACUUGACCUCAAAUCUUCAGGAUGGUCUGAGUUAGGUGAAAGAGAUGCCAUCUACAAAGAGUUCAAUUUCAAAAAUUUUAAUCAGGGGACAUAAAGGAAAUCGGCAGCAUCAUUCCAUGUCAUACAGAACAGGCUUUUGGAUUUAUGACACGAGUUGCUCUGCAGGCAGAAAAGAUGAAUCAUCAUCCUGAAUGGUUUAAUGUGUACAGUAAGGUUCAGAUAACUCUCAUUUCCCAUGACUGUGGGGGACUGACCAAAAGAGAUGUGAAGCUGGCGCAGUUCAUUGACAAGGCAGCUGCUUCUGUGUAGUAACUGAAUAUGGAAAACCUUGUAAAAAUGCUAUUCCUUUGAAAACACUUGAUAGCUAAACAAUAUUGCUUGGUCAAUGCAGUGAUCUACAUUCUCCACUGGGUCCGUCCCUUGUGCCUCUUGAGAUCCAAAUCCCCAUGUUGGUUACAUGUCCCACGUAGCUGAUAAAAAACCAGCUUUAUUUUGAACAGCCCCUUCUUAGAAAUUAAAAGAGUGUUUUAACAUUAAACACCAAACCCAGGAAUGCAAGUUACCAUUAUCCUACAAGACAUGAAAGCCAGAAGGAAACUUGGAGCCUGGCCAGAAUUAUGAGUAUUCCCCAAGUCCACAGUAAUCUCACCUAGUAAUGCAGCAGCUCUACCAGAGUGAGCCUGGGGUUGCUGUCAAGCGAAUGGAUCCUGUUCCUGGUGCCCAGCCAAGCAGGGCAUUUGGGUGACUUAUUUCCUCCUCUGUCCCUAUACUUUUGCAUGCAGAGAACCGCAACAGUGAGAUGCUUUUGAGAACCAACCCCCUUCUUAGCUGUACAUACAGGGCUUGAUCCUGUGAAUGGCUCAGUCACCUUGGCCCUGAUCCAGCAACCUGUGUAAGCACAUAAGUCACUUUACAUAUGUGCUCUGGGAGCAUCCCUGUACUUAUGGUAAGUAUGGGUUUCAGUGCUUUGCUGAACUGGAGGGUCAGGCGCUCAGCAUUUUACAGGAUUGUGCCUUUACCUUGUUACGACAUUUUUGUGUUUCAUUAGAGCUUGCAGAAGUGGUGAGUGGCUUCUGUAACACCAGUCAGUCCUGUCAGCAGCAGAGGCCACAUUAGAUUCUUCUAUGAAGCCGUAUUAGUCUGAAAGUUCUGGUUACCCAUUUUCUUACAGUCUCAGUAAUUUGUUUUUUAAUCUAAUUUCAAGGCCUCCAUGACUUGCCGAGUGGGUAGAAAACCAUUCCUUACAGUGACCCCAGAUUGUAAAGACUUGGUCUUCUUCUGUGAUACUGGCUCAGAUUGGAUUCCCAUGGACAGCAGUGGGAUUUCUGCCCAAGCAAAUACUGCAGGGACAGGCUCCUUCUUUGUAGUCCUGUUACUAUGUAUACCUAGCCUGCAGCAUCAAACCUGUCAGAUAAUACCUAAAGAAAGAUUGGCACCUUCCACCCCUGAAUCUAGGCAUUUAUUAUGAUGACACCAGAAGCACAGUUUAUAACUAGGAAACUAGAUCUACAUUGAAUGAUUGCUAAAGCAAUAUUUGGUCUACUUGUUGGAUUUUUGGUCUUCCUGAUAAUUUUGGAGGCACUUCCAAGUAGCUAAUACAGAAAUAUUCCAAUCAUUAAACUUUUAAGAAAUGAACAAUGCAUCCUUAACUAAUUCAGAGUCAUACAGUGAUAGACAACAGUAAUUAAUUUGUAGGAUCUUAAGGCUAAGAGUUACUUUUAGUGACCAUCCCUGGGAUAUAGGGUUAAAACUUAGAAGUGAGUCAAUUCUAGUUUUACGUGCUCAAAUACCAGUCUCUCUACAAAUGGUCUGACUUUGCCUGUAGGAAGCCAAGGAUUUCUUGGACACGAUUUUUAAAUGAUCAUUGCAACAAAGAAUUAAGCAAGCCCCCUUUUCCCCCUUUCCCCCCAAACCUUAAUUGGUGUAUUGUGUCAACCAUGGAUAAAUGAACAGUCAAGCCUAAAAGUUUGACAGUCUCUCUAAUGAGCUCUGAAAAGAGAUGGGGGAGCAUGUUUAGAAAAUGAUCUAUUAUGCAAAUACUUUGAAUAAAAACAGGAAAAUCAAAAUACCUC
This is a messenger RNA of Gavialis gangeticus (Gharial), 2124 nucleotides long. It is a transcript of the gene PCBD2, whose product is annotated as pterin-4 alpha-carbinolamine dehydratase 2. The record is from RefSeq and is a predicted model, not a curated record. Gene Ontology annotation, biological process: tetrahydrobiopterin biosynthetic process. The coding region runs from base 197 to 361 and encodes 54 amino acids. The transcript has 4 exons. Gene Ontology annotation, molecular function: 4-alpha-hydroxytetrahydrobiopterin dehydratase activity. Lineage: Eukaryota; Metazoa; Chordata; Crocodylia; Gavialidae.